AUGACAUACGAGGAACGCUUUGCUUCUGUGGCAGAAUGCAAAUAUGUGGACAACGUCAUUGAUCAUGGAAUGUUCUACCCAACUGUUGAGCUUCUCGAUGAGCUUCAGGCCGACCUGAUCGCCCAUGAUGCCAUUCCUUAUGAAAGCCCUGACAGUGAUGAUUGCUACAAACCCUUCAAGAAAAUCGAUCGGUUUCUCACUACUCAACGGACAGAAAAUAUAUCGACGACCGAUCUUAUCCACGCAUUGUCGACCAAUGUGACUUGUUCCGUGAACGUAACACAAAACGAGAGCGCUACGGAUAAAUAG
Cooperia oncophora is the source of this 309-nucleotide messenger RNA. The record is from the annotation of a GenBank genome assembly. NCBI's taxonomy places the organism in Eukaryota, Metazoa, Nematoda, Chromadorea, Rhabditida, Trichostrongylidae.